UUAUUAGAGGACUAUAUUUCUCCUUCUCCCACUACCACUCCAUUUAUUCCCUCCCUCUUCUUCUCCACUCAACUCUUCCAUCUCUCAAAGAAAAGUCCAAUGGACUCUCUGACCCUCUUCUGUACUGGUGCUCUCCUUGCCGGUGGGCUCUACUGGUUCGUCUGCAUUCUCGGCCCAGCCGAGCGACAAGGCAAGCGGGCCGCAGAUCUCUCCGGCGGCUCCAUCUCUGCCGAAAAAGUCCAAGACAGUUACAACCAGUACUGGUCUUUCUUCCGUCGCCCUAAACAGAUCGAAGAAUCCGAGAAAGUCCCGGACUUCGUCGACACCUUUUACAACCUUGUCACCGAUAUUUACGAGUGGGGUUGGGGCCAGUCCUUCCACUUCUCCCCCUCGGUCGCCGGAAAAUCCCACAAGGAUGCCACGCGCCUCCACGAGGAGAUGGCCGUCGAUCUCAUUAACGUCAAACCCGGAGACCGAAUCCUCGACGUCGGAUGCGGCGUUGGCGGGCCGAUGCGCGCGAUUGCAGCCCACUCUCGCGCGAACGUCGUGGGGAUCACAAUCAACGAGUACCAGGUGAAGAGGGCGCGUCUGCACAACAAGAAGGCCGGGCUCGACUCCCUCUGCGAAGUCGUGUGCGGUAACUUUCUGGAGAUGCCGUUCCCGGAGAACAGCUUCGACGGCGCGUACUCGAUCGAGGCGACGUGCCACGCGCCGAAGCUGGAGGAGGUGUACGCCGAGAUCUUCAGGGUUCUGAAGCCUGGAGCGCUGUACGUUUCGUACGAGUGGGUGACGACAGACAAGUACAACGGUGACGAUGCGGAACACAGGGAGGUGAUUCAGGGGAUCGAGAGAGGCGACGCCUUGCCGGGGCUGAGGACCCACGUGGACAUCGCCGAGGCGGCGAAGAAGGUAGGGUUUGAAGUGGUGAAGGAGAAGGAUCUGGCAAAGCCGCCGAGCGAGCCGUGGUGGACUAGGUUGAAGAUGGGCAGGAUCGCCUACUGGCGCAACCACAUUCUAGUUACCGUGCUCUCCUUCUUGGGAAUUGCACCAAAAGGAACGGUGGAUGUUCACGAGAUGCUGUUUGUCACCGCUGACUAUUUGACUAGAGGCGGAGAGACCGGAAUCUUCACUCCGAUGCAUAUGAUCCUCUGCCGGAAGCCGGAAUAAUCUUCUUGUGAUGGUGUCACCGGUCCAACCCCCUGUUAUUUUAGUCCCUUUUUAUUAUUGUUUUCGGUUUUAAUCGUCUUCGGUGGACUCUUUUUUUUCUUUUUCUUUUUUUCCUUUUCUCUUUUUGUUAUUUUGACCGUCUAAUUUAUUGCCCCUCAUGUAUUUCUUUUUGAAUUUCGUGAUUAGGAUCUUCGCUUUCUUCACAUUCUAAUGUUCUGGGAGUAAUAAUGUAAUAUUUUGGUAGUUUUGUGUC
Messenger RNA from Rosa rugosa (rugosa rose), 1420 nucleotides. Its product is annotated as 24-methylenesterol C-methyltransferase 2. The transcript has a single exon. Gene Ontology annotation, molecular function: S-adenosylmethionine-dependent methyltransferase activity. The record is from RefSeq and is a predicted model, not a curated record. Gene Ontology annotation, biological process: steroid biosynthetic process. Lineage: Eukaryota; Viridiplantae; Streptophyta; Magnoliopsida; Rosales; Rosaceae. The coding region runs from base 100 to 1167 and encodes 355 amino acids.